Messenger RNA from Acanthochromis polyacanthus (spiny chromis), 9557 nucleotides. Its product is annotated as titin homolog. The transcript has a single exon. The record is from RefSeq and is a predicted model, not a curated record. Gene Ontology annotation, biological process: positive regulation of calcineurin-NFAT signaling cascade. Gene Ontology annotation, cellular component: Z disc. The coding region runs from base 1019 to 8800 and encodes 2593 amino acids. Lineage: Eukaryota; Metazoa; Chordata; Actinopteri; Pomacentridae.
AAUAUGCGUUAUACUCUACUAAGGAGGAACCUAUGGCCAUGGAAGAAACAGGUCAGAUGAAACAUAUGUCAAAUCCAAAGGUGCAUGAAGUGCAAAGUCUCCAGCCAACAGAAGCUAAACCACAGUUUGAACACAAUACACAGAGAAAAUCAUUAUCUAACCCUGACAAUACAUCUGCCCCCACAACGGCAAAGCAGAUGAAAAACAGACAGUUUACUGAGGUCAAGGCUGAACAGGUCAUGCCAGAACAUUUAAAAGUGCAACACGCCCAAGCAGAGCUGGCAAAAGCUCAGCAAUGGGCUCAAGUGGAGCAGCCCAAAGCAGAUUCGGCCAAGUUAAAUUUAGCAGGGCAGACUGGUUCAGAUAAAGUCAAAACAGAACAGGCCAGAUCAGAAGUAACUAAGCAGGAGAGAGUAAAACAAGCCAAAACAGAACAUAUUAAAGAGGAGAUAAGAAAAGGAGGACAGAGGGAAAAGUCCAGAGAAAAACAGCCAGAGGAGCAGACAAAAGCUGGACAAACCAAAGUGCAGAAGGAAACAGAUGAGCCAAGAAAUAUUACAGAGGAAGCAUCGGCCGAGCACAUGAGAUGGGAGCAGGGUAUGCAGGUCAAAGCAGAACAAGUUGAAGCAGAGAAGUUAAAAGAAGAUCUCAUAAAAACUGAACAGCCAAAUAACGAGCAGGCCGAUCAGGAAAGAAUAAAGCAAGCUAAAACUAAACCGGCCACUGGAAAAAGAAUCAAUGAACAUCAAGUUGAGCAAGAAAAGGUAAGCGCAAAACAAGUUGAAAGAGAGCAGAGGGAGGCAGAAUCAAUCGGAACAGAAAAGGUUAUUGCAGAACAGGUUGAAGCAGAAUGUAGAAAAGGAGAACAAACAAAAAAGAGCGAAGCAACAAGACAGAAACCAAAGCAGAACAAGUGACGACAAAGUUAGAUCAAGUGGAAAAGGUCAAAACAGAACACAUUAAAGUUGAGGAUGGUAGACAAGCAAAAGAUUUAAUUCAAGUAGGGCGAGUGAAUGCGAUGCAACCUACAACACUGGUAGGUACAGCCAAAGAUGCAAAACCCGAAGAGAGAAGAACAGAACACUCAAAGGUGGAACGAACCAAAGUGGAGCAAGCCAAAGCAGAGCUACCAAAGUCUGACAACAUGCAGGAAAGGUCAGAUAAACUCACAGCAAAACUUACGGCGACACAACAGGUUAAAAGUGAGCCAGAUAAAGUUGAGCAAGUUAAGACAGAGUUAGCUAAAGCCAAAGCGGAGUUAGCGAAAAUAAAGGAAAAAAUGAGAGGUGAGCAAAAAGAAAAAGUCAUAGCAAAGAACAAUGUUCCUUUACGUGUAAAUGUCAGUAAAGACAAGGAUUACAAAAAGCCUGAUCAGGCAGCUGAAAUGCAUCAAAAAAAGGAAACUUCAGCUGUCAUAGCUGGCAGCAGUCAGACUUAUAGAGGGGCUGAUGAUUAUGACCACCUUAGAGAGAAAUAUGGUUUUACAAAUGCAAUUUCAGCAAGCAAAAAUAAAGUGUCAACUGCAGGAAAUGUCUCUUCAAAUGAUGCUAGUGAAACACAAGUUUCACCUCUUGAUAAAGCUGAGACAGUAAAUACAGAAAAAUCAAAAGAUGAAUGCAGUCCAGCUAACACAGAAAAUAAAGACGAAGGCGACAGCUUUAAAUCCAGUGAGGUGACAGAAAAUCAAUACGUUUACAGUGAGUCAUCCAAAGAAUUCAAAUUAUCCAGUGUGAAUGAUCCUCCUCUAAAUGUAGAUAUGAGAGCAAAUGGUGACACUGCUGCUGAUAAAGUGAAGGAAGAUAGUGUUGAAAAGUUGAAAAAAUGCGACCCAAUCAAAGAUGCUGAAAUUUCACCGCGAAGAGAUCCCGAUUUGACUAAACCGCUCCCCCAUGAAAGAAAACCUAAGACAACCGAGCACAAUGUAGUCCCGGGUAAAGAUCUGCAUUUUACCCCUCCCAAAGCAUUGUCCCAUAAAGACAGGGCCCACACCAAGCAGGAGAUUCUGACUUCCAAGAUAAAAGCUCAUGCUGAAAAAGAGAUUUCAGCUAUUAAAGAGGGUUUUGCCAUACGAGAUGGACUUUCAAGCAAAAGUUCUUCCAAGCAGUUAGGAGGUAUUCAGAGUGUUAAUAUACGACAGAGGCCACCAUCACAGGAAGGGUCUAAAAAGCAUGAAAGCACAAGUAAUAUUACACCAAAGCACCAGAAGGAGCCUUUAGGAGAACAGAUGGAACCAGUCAAGUCUGUUUCACCUCCAAGCUCAACUACAAUACCAGCUAAGUCUGCAGCAACCAAGACUCAGUUAGCAAACCAUUCACAAAAACAAGAAACAAGAAAACCAUUGAAGAGCAACAGCGAAGUGUCAGAACCACCCAGAAAAACAAACCAGACAGAAAGCUAUAACAUGAGCACAGCUGAGGACUUGGUGCAAAAUCAAAAGCAGGAAAAUCAACCUGGGGUUCAGGCACCAGUACAAAAUAAAGAACAGACACCAAAGAUUGACCAAGGAAAACAGCAAGCAAAUCAUGGAGAAAUCCCUGGAAAACAGAAAGAAGAACGUAAAGACAAUCCAGCUGUUAACACUGACAAUGUCAACAAAAAGAUAGAAGCUCCAUCACAAACUUCAAGCUCAAAAUCUGUGAUGACAGAGAUGGCUGAAAGUAAAGAAGCAGCUCACGAGGACUCAGAACCUACGAUAAGUCUAGUAUUAGGUCAGAACACAGUCCCUGUGACUGAUGACAGCUUGCAGAUUAUGGGAAUAAUGGUAACUAUACGAGAAAGAAAACCAUCUGUGAGCACUGAUGAGGGAAAUAACACCACCAAAACACAAACAGAGAGAGAGUCCAAUAUUUCAGAGUUAGAUAAGCAUCAUCUCAAUUCAGGCUUAGAAGCAAAAGAGAAAAUUUCAUCUUCAAAGGACAUUAGCGUAACAAAGACGAAGGACAUACAAGAAAAAGAAGAUCAGACUAAAGUUGGUGUAAACAAACUGCCUGAAACUGUGCAAGAAAAUUCCUCUUUAGAGACAAGAAAGACUAAUGUGACUGAGAAUGUCACAGGGAAAAGGACAAAUCUCCAGCAGGAAACUUCUAUAAAUGCAAAACCCCAAAAGGAAACACAACCAGAACCUUUGGGUGAAAAAGGUAUGCCCUUCACAGCCACUGUAACCGCUAAUAAUGAAAUGUUCCCUGAAACCCAACCCCAUCUCCACAAACAGGACACAAUAGCAAGAGAAACAAAAGACCAUGCAGAUAAAAUGCCAAAAGAGAAAUCAGCAAAAAGCACAAGCACAGAUGAAAUAAAGACUAACACCACGGAGACAAAUCCACUAAAAAUACAAACCAGUGAGAACUUUGCUGCCAAAAAGGUGAACACAGGAAUCAAAAGGCAUGAUGCUGAACCUUUACAAAAACAUGGCAUCCAUCCAUCAGUGAAAGAGGACUUGACAAGUAUUAUAAAUCAAUCCAAAAGCAGUAGCAUAGAUGGCAAGAGUGCAAAGCUGCCAGACGAAAAGAGACACGACUCAGCACCACCAAAAACCUCCAACAAAGUCAAUCCUUCUAGCAAUUUAACUGAGAAUGAAAACAGAUGUCAAUAUAAUAAGACACACAUUGAACGAAAUAAUGAAAAGGAUGAUGAUGAUGUGCAUAUUGACUGCAUUGCCAUCAGAGUUGUGCCAGCAGUAACUGAGAAGGACAGUGUGACAAUGGUGGGAAAACAUCACAUCACAACUUUCUCUUCUGAUGCUGUGCUGGCUAAUGAACAUAAACAAGUUGCAUCAUCUAGUUGUGAUCAAAAAGCAAAUCCUUUAAACAGUAAAGUCCAAGCCAAAGAUCUCCCUCCAGCAAGCAGUGAGAAGACGAUGACAGACAGCUUGGAAGACAAAAUAAGAGUUCAAGAGGUGUUGUCCAGUGUGAGAAAACUGUCUGAUUCACUAAAACUCAGCCAUAAACAGAACAGCACUAACACAACUAGUGGGAUUACUCAAGCUGAAAAUGAAAACCGUGAAAAACUAGAAAAAAGUCAGAAAUUGGCAGAUGAGUCAAAUACACAACCAAUGGAGGGAGACUAUUUUCAAGUACAAGGAGUGUCAAAUAACGAGCCACGUAACAAUAGUGCAACUGUUGAAGAUGCAUCAAAAGGAAGAGAACUAUCAGCACUACAACAAAACAAGACUGUUGUCAGCAAUGAAUCAUACAAGGAAGGAGAAACUGAAGCCUUUGUGUUCAAUGUGGAUCCAGAUAAAAGGAAAGCAGUGGAAUCAAGUUCAGUAAGCAUUCAAGAUGAGAGCAUAAAAAAUAAAAAAUGGGAAAGAGAUGAUAAGCUGGCUUCCAAACAGACUGAUGGUUCCAUGGAGAGAUGGAGUAAUAAUGCAAUGACGGAGGCAGUUCAAGCUAAUCUCAUAAGAAAACAUCACACAGAGAACAAGUCCAAUUUAUCAGCAAUGGAAAGACAGAGUUCAAGAAAUUCACAUGCAACAAAGGAAAACAUGCUUAAAGAAAACCCUGAAGUUAAACCGAAACCAAAAGACAGAUCAUCCACAAUACCUGAGAUAUCAGCACUUGCAGACUAUGCCAGGUUGAAAGUAAUUGUUUCAGAGGACUCAGAGGUGAACAAAGUUCAGGAAUUCCCUCCCAACAAAAAAGAAGGAUUCUUUCCACUAAUACAGAGCCGUCACAGCAGACGUCCUGUGUUCACUACGGAUCCACAAGACGUCUCUGUGAAAGAGAAAAGUUUGCCAAGUAAGACAGAGACGAGCGCCAAAGUGAAUAAAGAGCCCAAAGCUCUAGUAUAUCCCAUUACAGAGAAAGAACACCAAAGGACGGGGAUGUUCAAACUAGGAGACAAAGAGAAAAUGUUUUUAGAUGCCAAAGUGAAUGAAGGUGCAGCAAAGGAUGCGCAUCAUAAAGAAAGAAUCAAGUCACCAGCAGCUCAGACAGAACAAAUUGCUGGAGCAGGAACACAAAUAGCAAAUCAAGAUCAGAAGGUUUAUCAACCAAACAAUCCUCUUCUGCAAGCAACAACUUGUGCAGUCAACAGGCCAAGAAACACUGCUGAAGGGUUGACAUAUUUAGACAAAAACUCUCUUCUACAUGAAAACAUGACAUCUCUAAGUGAAGAUGAGAGGAAUGAACAACAAGGUAAAGACACAGGGGCUAAGACUGAGGAUGGGAGGGCAGAUAAACUCAAAAAUGAAAAGCUUGCAACUCUGCUUGAAGAAACCCAAGCAAAGUCAAAGGGCAGAAUAAAACAAGUGGAAGAAGAUGGAGCAUCCAGGAGCAAAGAAGAGAAAACAGAAGAUGACAUGAGAAUAAAACACAUGAUAGAGGAGAGUAGAGCUUCUCUGGCCGAAGAAGAGAGGAGAGCCAUUCAGAGGGAAGAGGAGAGGAGAGCGAGAGAACGCGAGGCCAUAGCUAUUAAGAUCAAGGAGAGACGAGAAAAGCAGAGGGAGGCAGAGAGAAGAGCGGAGGAAGACAGAAAGGCAAAUCAGAAGGAAGCAGAGAAAGCUGCUCAAAAAGAAGAGGAGAUGAGAGCAAGACAAAGGGAGGAAGAAAUGAAGAUGAAAAACAUGGAGGAAAGACAGGCAAAACUGAGAGAGGAGGAAAAGAGGAAAAGAGAGGAUGAGGAGAGGAGAAGGAUAAAAAAGCAGAAGGAGGAGAGAGCUGCACAAGAAGAGCAAAGAAAGAGAGCAGCUGAAAAAGAGCAGCAAAUGAGAGUUCAAGAAGAGCAUAAGAGGCGAGCUGCUCAAGAAGAGCAACAUAGAAGAGCUGCACUGGAAGAACAGCAAAGAAGAGCUGCACAAGAAGAGCUACAAAGAAGAGCUGCGCUGGAAGAGCAGCAAAGAAGAGCUGCACAAGAAGAGCAACAAAGAAGAGUUGCACAAGAAGAGCUGCAAAGAAGAGCUGCACUGGAAGACCAGCAAAGAAGAGCUGCACAAGAAGAGCUACAAAGAAGAGCUGCACAAGAGGAACAGCAAAGAAGAGCUGCACAAGAAGAGCUACAAAGAAGAGCUGCACAAGAGGAACAGCAAAGAAGAGAAGCUCAAGAGGAGCAACAAAGGAAAACUCAAGAAGAGCAAAAGAGGCGAGCUGCACACGAAGAGCAACAAAGAAGAGCUGCACUGGAAGAAGAGCAAAGAAGAGCCGCGCAAGAGGAACAGCAAAGGAGGGCGGCUCAAGAGGAGCAACAAAGGAGAGCUCAAGAAGAGCAAAAGAGGCGAGCUGAACAAGAGGAACAGCAAAGGAAAAUUCAAGAAGAGCAAAAGAGGCGAGCCGCACAAGAAGAGCAGCAAAGAAGAGCUGCACAAGAAGAGCAAAAGAGAAGAGCUGCAGAAGAGGAAAAACAAAUGAGAGCUGCACAAGAGGAGCAACAAAGAAGAGCAGAUCAAGAAGAGCAGCAAAGGAGAAUCCAAGAAGAGCAAAAGAGGCAAGCUGCACAAGAAGAACAAAAGAGAAGAGCUGCACAAGAGGAGCAGCAAAGACAAGCCUCUCUAAAUGAGGAGCAAAGGGGAGUUAAACAGACUGAUGAGAAGAUAAGGAAGGAGGAGAAAACGGCUUAUAUUUCAGAAGACGAAAGGUAUAAGCACAUCCAGGCACAGAAGAAAGCAGAGCAGCGGAUUGAAGAGCAGAGGAGAGACCAACAGAAAAAAGAAGAAUGGAUGAAAACUCAAAGAGAGGAGGAGAAGAAGAAAGCUGUGGAAAAAGUCCUAAAACAAAGAGAAGCAAAACAAGUCAAAGAGGAGAGGGUCAAACUCCUUGACAAGAGUCAAGCAUCACACAAAGAGGAGAAGAGAGCAGCACCAGAAAUAAUGCUAUCUCACACAGAGGAUGAGAUCCAGGCUAAAAAGAGAGAAGAAGAAAUGUUUGCAGCUCAAAGAGAAAAUGUCAGAGCUGCCCAGAUGGAGAAGCAAAACAGAGCAGCACAGAUGGAUACUCUCCAGUACUAUGCCAUCACCUCAAGAGAAUCAGAGAGGACAUCCAGAGAAAGACAAAUAUUAUCCCCUUUACCUCUCCAACAAAGAAGCAAUCCAUCAGGACUUGAGUCAACUGAUGACUCCCAGACCAGGCCUUAUCGACCGCAUGCCCCGCCAUCUCCAGCUCCAUCUCUGUCCCGUUCCACCACAUCCUCUCCUGCUUUAGGAGCCAAGCCCUCAAUGUUCAGAGUAAAGGAUAACACUAUCAGGGGUUCCUCUUUGACCAAAUCAGUCAAACCUCGCUUCCAUAAGAACUUUAGAGAGGAUUUCUGGAUGGGCUCACCGUUGGGGUCAGAGAGAGGAGAGGAAGAGCAGGAGACAAUGAGACACAGUGCUGGAACUCCAGUCCACCCUGAUGCAGGAUUCAACAGACUUGCUGCCAUCAAUGAAUCUUCGACCUUCCAGUCAGCAUCUUCAUCACUGGAUUACUCAGCCCACAUCCCUCAUCACCGGCCCUAUUCUAGGAGAAGCAUUGCUAUGGAUGAGGACGACUCCCGCUCUGUCAUCAGCAACAUGUCAGAGGAUGUGGAGAGUCAUGCCACCAGUGCCGCAGACCUGGCAGAUAUACGAGGCCUGUAUGACUCUGAGAGGCCAGAGUCAGCUUGUAGCUUCAGCAGCGAUGUGUCGCGCUCUAUGGGUAAGCCUCCAGCUGUUCCUCCAAAGAGUGAGAAAGCCUUACGCAGGGCUAAAAGGUUAACUUCUCGGAGGAUAAAUAAAGAGUUGUCCAAAGUUGCAGAAGAUAAUCCUGCUGGAGUUGAGAAAGAGGUCUCCAGUAUUCCUUCUUCCUCCUCAUUUGAGGUAUGCUCCUCCAACCGCCAUGCUGUAGCUUCCCCUCAUUUUUCUGCACCUGUCUCCCUCGCUCAUGCUCCAACAUUGGGCUCUAGCUUGCCAUCUUCCCAAACAGAGCACCAAUCUUCUCAUCGCUCUUUCCACGCUUCUCCUCAUGCCACCGGUCCAAUCUCCCUCCCAGUUUCCUCGUCUCAUGUUACUGCCACUGUUUCCCUCCCUACUGUGUCUCCUCAUGUUACUGUUCCUGCUUCUCAAGCUAUUACUCCUAAGGCAGUUGCUCACGUUCCUUCUUCUCCCACUCUCCAUCGUGCCAAUCAUCCAGCUCCAGUGACACAGUACCAAGUAGAGUCAAGUUAUCCACAGUCCUACCCACUGACUCAGCGCAAGGUGCUGCAAGACCUCGGUUCUGGUCAGUAUUUUGUCGUGGAUGUUCCUGUGCCAGUGAAAACAAAGACUUUCUUUGACCCAGAGACGGGAAAGUAUGUUCAGCUCAAUGUGCGCGAAUCUGGACAAAGCAUCUCACAAACUCAGUCCCAGCAAUCGUGCCCUCAGCCUCAGCACCAACCCCAAAUUCAGAUCAAGCCACAGCAACAGCCUCUGCCCCAGACCUCUCCAGCUGGCAAGCCCUUUGGGUUUUAUCAAGGCUACCAUGGUUAUCCACAAGGCCACCAACCUGCAGCUGUCAACCCCGUACAGUCUCAGAGGUCAUCAGCCCCAGCAACUCUCCACCAGGAACAACAGCCUGUCAGGGAGAGCCACAGCUAUGGAUAUCCAGCCCCUGAAAUAGGACAGAACUCUGAAGUUCAUCGCUACAGCCCAGAAAAAACUCCAUACAUGGACACUGUUAAUGAUAAAGACAAAACAUAUAACAGAGUUUACAACACACAUGGCUCAUAUGAGUCAUUCCCAGAGUGUGACACAAACAGCCAGCUUGCAGGAAGCUCCAUUUGUGAAAAUGAUAACUCAGCCCCCUCACUGUAUCAGUCUCGUGAUAUAAUAACCAUGAGUGAACUGGAGGACUUUAUGGAUGCAUCUGACUGGUGAGAACAAAGACUGGUAUAAAGUAUAUAUGAAAUAAAUAUACCCAGAAAGCACAAAAUGAAUGGAUCAUAUAAUGCAGUAUUUUAAGCGUUUGUAAAUGAUUUUUUUUCAGUUGAAAUACUCUCAGAAUGUUUUUGGUUUGUAGUUUUACGGAGUCCCUGUGACAUGCUGUUAAAUUGCUGCUGCUGCUUUUCGGGUUACAUUGAUGAUCUAUUUAUUGUUUUACAGAGUUCACCAUUCCAUUUGACUUUUGAAUGUGAGAAGCUAAGAUAUAUUACUUGUGUAAACAAUAUCACCAGUAUCCCGUUGCCUCUUAAACUAUGUGCUCAUACAUCAAACAACAACAGUGUGUCAAAACUGAUUGUUUCAGCUAUGAACACCGGACAGCCUGGUUAUGUUUUCCUUUUGUUUUCUUGCUUGUGAAAUCCUACUUUUGGCAUUUUCUGAUGCAUGUAAUAUUGUGAAACAAAAAGUGUCAAGCAAUUAUUUUUCAGAUGGUAUAAAGCGUAGUUUUGUGUAUUCGGCCACUGCGUCAAAGUGAACACAAAGCGAUGAGAUUGUUGCUGUUUUUAAGGUUUAAUUUCAUACAGUAGUCUAUUUUUUAAAUUGGGCGUUUGUGAGAAUGUUUCUGUGUUGCUGUGAAACAGACUAGUGUGACAUGGACUUAUGCAGACAAUAAAAACACACUUCAUUCAAACUAAAAAGGUUCUCAUCCCAAUGACUGCUUUUCAAAUCACUCUGUAAAGGGUAUAAAUAAACA